Messenger RNA from Cuscuta campestris, 3059 nucleotides. NCBI's taxonomy places the organism in Eukaryota, Viridiplantae, Streptophyta, Magnoliopsida, Solanales, Convolvulaceae. The record is from the annotation of a GenBank genome assembly.
UUUACGCUCCCCAUCGCUCUGUGAUCUGCCAUGGAGGGAGAGGGAGAAGGAGAGGGAGAGCGUCCGGAAAAGCCUUUUCAGUAUAUUUUCCAAGCGGAGCUUUUCUGGAGAGCAGUUUCACAAUUAAUCAGAAGUCAAAAUGAAAAAGGCAUUUGAUCAAACUAUGAGGGACUUAAAGCGAGGGGUUAACAAGAAAGUUCUUAAAGUCCCUUCAAUAGAGCAGAAGGUACUUGAUUCUACUAGCAAUGAGCCAUGGGGUCCCCAUGGAUCACUUCUUGCAGAUAUUGCACUUGCCACUCGGAACUUAGGAUCAAUGACACUGGAAAAAAUUGGCGGCAUGUUUACAAGGCUUUAACUGUUUUAGAAUACUUGGUAGCUCAUGGGUCAGAACGUGUCAUAGAUGAAAUCAGGGAACACGCGUAUCAGAUAAAUACGCUAUCAGAUUUUCAAUAUAUUGAUUCCAGUGGCAGAGAUCAAGGAAGUAAUGUUAGAAAGAAGUCUCAAUGUCUUGUAGUUUUAGUGAAUGACAAAGAAAGAAUGCAAGAAGUUCGUCAAAAGGCAUCUGCAAACAGAGACAAGAAUAUGUUGAAUGCUGAUCAUCCCACAGUUGUCGAGUGAGGUUGAGUCUAGUACACAAGUGCGAGCAACAUUUAUCCAUCGCUAUUGACAUGAAUGUCACAGUUUGUAUAUCUGGAUUUUAUACAAUUAUACAAUGCCUUCUUGUGAAAUGUAUAUGUUUUUGGAUCUCCUCUAUCAUAACUUCAAGCUGAAAUCCCUUAAUGAAUUGUUAUUUCUUAUAGAUUCCGCAGUGUGUCAAUGGGUAGUGUGCAUCGUCCGAGUUCUUAUUCAAGUACAGGAGGAUAUGGCGAAGGUUGGUAUAGUGGUCAUUAUGGAAGCAGAGAUGAUAAUCGAAUUGGCUAUGGGAAGGAAAGGGGAUGGAGCCAUAGAGAUGAGGAUAUAUAUGGAGACUCAUAUGGACGUCAUGGAGAAAGGUAUGAUAGAGAAUAUGAGGAGCGCAACAGCCAUUAUGCAUACACUGAUAGUGAUUAUCGUGGAAGUGGAACAAGUAAAAGCAUUGAUGAAUAUGGUUCAAGAAGCAAAAGCUUUGACAGAGAGAGAGAAAUUGCUUGUGAUGGUAGUGAUCAUCAAUCAUCCAGGGGAAGUGGUGCUGCGGACCUCCCACAGAAUGAAAGGCAACAGCUUGAGCGGAAAUUUUCUGAACAAAACCUUGCUCCUCUGAGCCUCGAGGAGGCAGCUGGUGCUCCCACGCAUACUGCAGGGGAUGUGGGGACUUCACCAGUUACCGCCGAAUCAUCAUCCCAUCAAACAUAUGCAAGCCCAAGUCAAGAUACGGGUGCACCAGAAAACAAUGAAGCUGUUGAAUUGAGUGAAUUUGAUCCCCAUGUUUCCUUGUCAGCUGCCCAUUGUGCUUCUAGUACUACUGCUGGCCCUGAAGUGGAUUUAUUCGGCUCCCUAUUUGAACCACUCUCUUCCAAUUCACUAGCCCUCGUACCUGCUGGAUCACUUACUGGAACAUCGCAGGAUAUUAAGAAUCCCUUUGGUGAUGAACCCUUCAAAGCUAUCCCAUCUUCCAAUGGCAUACCUUCUCAACCUCCUGAUGUUACUCAACCAACGUCUCAUAUCUCUGACCAGGAUAUUGACAUAUUGGCUGAUAUUCUCCCCCCAUCUAGGCUUUCACAAAGUGAGCAACCCCUCCCAACUUGCCAAUUUGCACCUCAUAUAGGCUUUCCGCCACAAGCUACUCAGCAAGCCCUUCAUAUACGGUUUGUAUCUCAAAAUGGCUUGAUUGCUCAGCACGGAGCUGGCUCUCCAUCUCAAUCUGGUCAGGCUACUUUCAUGACAAGUUUUGCUGCUCAGCCUGGGCAACAGUUGUUACAAACAUCUCAUGUUGAUUCACGAAUGUGGUUUCCUGCUCAAAUCCACCACCAACCUCAAUCUUUGGCACUUGUUCUAUCUCAAGCUGCUCCUUAUAGAGGUUUUGUUGGGAGUUAUAAUAGUGCACCUCUAUGUCAAUUCUCCCGCUCAAUGUGUACACAAGCUGGAGAAACUACACAUGAUAAUAAUUCUAUGCAUUUUUCUUCACAUCAUGGUGCACUUGCACAAGCACCGUCACAGAUGGCAGCCCUUCAAUCGCCGAGAACUCAAACAGAAACCAUCCCUCCUUUUUCCACUCAGCCUCCAACUCAGCCAGCCAAGGAAAAGUUUGAGACAAAAUCUACAAUUUGGACCGACACACUGAAUCGCGGACUGGUCAAUCUAAACAUUUCUGGGCCUAAAACAAAUCCAUUAGCCGAUAUUGGAAUUGAUUUUGAUGCUAUGAAUCGCAAAGAAAAGAGAAUGGCGAGUAAUUCUACGGCACCAAGCAUUACAAUGGGGAAAGCCAUGGGCUGUGGCUCUGGAAUUGGGCGCGCCGGUGCAGGUGCUCUUAGGCCUCUACAGACUCAGAUGGUUAGUGCUCAUCCGGCAGCAGCAGGAAUCCCCAUGGGAGGCUACAGAGGACCAAUAAACCAAACAAUGGGUAUAGGGAUGAUGAGACCAUUGCUGCCACAACAGCAGAUUCAACAGCCUAAUUCUGGCUUUCCUCCUGGAACUAAUGUAAGUGGAGGUCAGUAUCCUCUCCCUGGAACUACCUAUUACGGCCACCAACCAUUUGGUGGGGGAUAUCGCCGUUGAGGUCCGAUCUGCCAUGUUGAUCAAUUUUUUUUUAAAAAUAUGUUCUUUUUAUACAAAACAUACCCUCAUCCCAGAUAGUUGCUUGUUUGGGUUAUACUCCCUUUUUCUCCUAAUUCUACCACACAAAAAACGUCUUUCGAUAGUUAGCAACAUGCUCGAAAGUUCGUACAAAAUUACAAGCAUGUCCUCACUCUAGUGACCAUUGUAGUUUCUCUUCCAGAACCUGGAAAAUGACCACGGCUGGCUAGUGCAUUAGGAUAUUGUAUACUCCUUGGAUAACAUUCUUGGUGGACAUUUUGUGAAUUGUUACAUUCUUGCAUUAUGUCAUUUGGAUAUUCUACCUUGAAUAAUAUACACUGUCAAAA